This is a messenger RNA of Microthlaspi erraticum, 1590 nucleotides long. The record is from the annotation of a GenBank genome assembly. Lineage: Eukaryota; Viridiplantae; Streptophyta; Magnoliopsida; Brassicales; Brassicaceae.
AUGGGGAAACGGAAGCAAGUUGCGCAGGCUCAACAAGCCUUACCCAUUGAAGAACAUUGCAAAUCGCUGAUAAAAAAGCUUGCUUCUUGCAAGCAGACCAUCCGCGACAGAUCUCUGCGUACUGUUCUUCGCACUUGGCUCCCCGAACAAACCAAAAUCUCCGAUGAAGACAUGAAGAAGCUAUGGCAAGGCAUCUUCUACUGCAUGUGGCACGCCGAUAAGUCUCUCUACCAAUCCCAGCUCAUCGAUAGCCUCUCCUCUGCUCUCCAAUCCCUUCCUCUCCCUCUCUCUCUCCACUACUUCACCGUCUUCCUGUUCACCAUGCGCCGCGAGUGGUCGCGCAUCGAUCGGCUCAGGUUAGACAAGUUCUACCUCUUGAUUCGCAGGUUCCUGCACGAAUUCUUCUCUCUCAUCGACAGCAAUUCAUGGGAUUUGGAAUUCACUCGCCGAUUGAUGGUUGUUUUGUUCGACGGGACGAUCCUUGCUGGGGAUACGUUUCAGGGGAAUGGUGUUAACUACCAUAUAGCUUCUGCGUUUCUCGAAGAGCUCAGGACGUUUCUUCCUCUGAAGAAGGAGGUUUUGGAGCUUCUCUUUGCUCCUUUUGUUGCUGUUUUGGGCGUAGUGAAUGACAAAGUUUUGGUUGGGAAGAUUAAGAGUAGUUUGUUUGAUGAAUUGCUGAAGAAUGGGAAGAAGCUGCUUGAUAGUAAGAAACCUGGGAAUGAUGCAGAGUCUGAGGAUAGUGAUGUGGUGGUUUUGGGAUCCAUUGCUCUGUCUAUGGAGUUUGCAAAGAGGUUUUAUGAAUUGGGUUCUUCUCCAGAUUGCCAACAGGGUAAUAGGAAAGUGAUAUUUGCUCUUCACAAUGAGUUCUUGCAGUUGGAGAAGGAUAUGUCGAUUUCCGGUAUCAAAGUCUCCAUCACAGAAGUUUCUGUUCCCCGUGUCGACGAUGAAGUGCCUGAGCCUAAGGUGAUUGUUUUAAACGGGUCUUCUUCGAAGAAGAAGAGUUUGAAGAAAUGUUCAAAGUCUAAGAAAGGCAGUGCCAAGAAGGACGAUGUUGUGAUCGAUCUUGGUAAGAAAGAUGAAGCUUUUGAUGAGACUAUGAUAUCGGAUCUUCGACAGGAGUUUGAGAAGAUCGCAUCCGAAAUGGGACCGUUGAAAGAUGAGGUUGCGAGUGUCUGUGAAGAAGAAGCAGAGCCUGUGUCAGUAGCGAAGAAGAGCAAGAAGAGGAAGAGAGAGAACAAAGGGGUAGAGGGAAGUGGUGCUGUUAAAAGAGAUGUAGCAGAGACGAGCUUCGCGGCCGCGAGCAGUGAGAAGAGCUCAAAGAGAGUAAGAUUCGCGAUGAAGAACAAUGUAGUGUGGAAGCCUCAUUGCCCUUUACCUCCACAAGACUUGAGGUUGCCUCCGUCUGCUACACCGAGAGGAAGUGCUCUGAAGAAAGGAGUUCCGGCUGGUCCAGUGUGGAUGUCGGAAGAAGUUCCGGAUGGUCCAGUGAGGGUGUCGCCUUCUCAGGGUAGGAAGACAAAGAAGAAAGUCAAACCCAACCCACGCAGAGGAGUGAAGACGAUCAAGAGUCUGAAGAAGAAAUCGCCAUGA